Molecule: messenger RNA, 1413 nt
Organism: Tachysurus vachellii
Lineage: Eukaryota; Metazoa; Chordata; Actinopteri; Siluriformes; Bagridae
Exons: 8
Coding region: 78-1232 (384 amino acids)
Source: RefSeq, a predicted model, not a curated record
AUCAUUUGUAUAUUCCAUUAUUUCCUUUUUUUGAGCUUUUACACAAAUAGAAAAUAUCAUAUCCUUGCAUUUGUACCAUGUUUCUGUUUCUGCCUCAUGUGGGUUUGUUGCUUCUACAUUUUGGAAUCAAAGAUGCUGCGUGUAGAAGGAAUAACAAAAUCCCUGAUGUUAUUAAAGCUAGAUUAGGAGAACCACUUACUUUAGACUGCACCUACAACUGCUCCUCUGGCUUCAUUCGCGGUUCUUGGGAAUUUGAAAAAACGCCAGAAUGUGGCACCUGUUCGUGGUCUGUAAGCGAAAAAAACAUGAGUGAAGACAUGUGUAUUGUGAGUUUUAAAACACUUAAUCUGACCCUAGAACAGACCCAGUAUAAUUACUCGUGUUACUCCAUAAAGACUGAUUAUCAAGGCAUCCCUCGUUUGCUGGAACGGCUCGUUUCACUUCAAAUCCAAGAUACCACCUCAGGACCAGUCAUCCCUCGUGAAGUAUCUCUCGGCAUAAAAGUGGAGAUUUACCAAAAUCAAAAGAAGUUAAACAUAUCUUCAUAUUCCAUCCAAGUGCCAGUGGGAGACAAACUAAAUCUAGAAUGUCUUUCUACCAAUCACCUAUGUGAAAGCCAGUGGAUGAGGGAUGAUGCAAAUCACACAGACGACAUCUCUGGGCCACUGAUAGAAUGGAACGAAAUUACAGAAGAUGAUGAAGGAACGUACACAUGUCACACAAAGCAGCUCUGUACCAGCCAGAGGAUUAGUGUAGUGGUGGAUGUCAUUAGAAAAGAUGAAUUUGGAUGGAUCAGGCCAUUAGCAGCAGGUGCAUUGUGUGUAGCAGUGAUGCUACUAUUUUUACUGAUAUAUCUGUGCUACAAAAAGAGAGGGAAGGAUAUGUUGGUUGCAGAGGAUUCAACAACUGUAAUCUAUGAAAAUACAAGAAGCAAAAAUGACAGAAUGAUCCACAGACCUAUAGUACAAGACAGCCAGAGCGAUCAUGAAGUCCCUUAUGCUGACAUUGUGAUUUCUGUAAGAGGGUCCAGUAUUCCAGAGCUCACAGGACUCCAUGGCCAAACUCCACGAGAUCAUAGACUUAGAUGGAGGGAGGAGGCCACGGGCGUCUCUCAUUUACAGGUUUGUCACUCUGCUGACAGACUACACGUUCAUCCCAGAGAGGUCAGCAGGAAACUAAGCACAACCUCUGAAUAUGCCGUCAUUACAUACUCCACAGAUGCACUUAAUUAGUUUAAAUACAUACAAGCUUUUUUGCAUGUAAAUGAAAAUGAAUGACAUUUUUUUAACAUUUAUAAAAAACUAUGCUGCUUGCUUGUGCUUUCCUUCUUUUCACAUACAUUUUAAAUUGUAAAAUGUACAUUUUGUGUGUAAUCACGAAUGCAUUCAAUAAAAUAUUUAGUACUUAUUGCAA